Molecule: messenger RNA, 1320 nt
Organism: Drosophila willistoni
Lineage: Eukaryota; Metazoa; Arthropoda; Insecta; Diptera; Drosophilidae
Gene: Or2a
Product: odorant receptor 2a
Exons: 2
Biological process (GO): sensory perception of smell; detection of chemical stimulus involved in sensory perception of smell
Cellular component (GO): plasma membrane
Molecular function (GO): odorant binding; olfactory receptor activity
Source: RefSeq, a predicted model, not a curated record
AUAUACACUUAUACAUAUAUAAGUCAAUAUAUAUCUUUUGUCCUGACCUUGAUAAAGAGUGUAUCCUUAACUUUCUGCAAUAACAAAAUGUUAAUUAUUUACAUAAUUCAAAAAGUCGUCUAUAUAAGGCGACCGACCAUAUCGUGUGUGAUUAGAGAAGUAUUCAACAUGGACACUCAUAGCGGCUUAAAGUAUCAUUAUCGUGUAUGGGAGCUAACUGGUUUGAUACAACCCGAGGGGAUGUCACGUCGUCGUUUUCUACUUUAUGCCAUCAUCCUUAAUACGUUUGUCACGUUGUUCUUUCCCAUGACGCUUCUGGCCAAACUUUUUUACACUCAGAGUCUGCCGGAGUUGUGCGAGAAUUUGACCAUUACCAUUACAGAUAUUGCGGCGGGGCUGAAGUUUUUGAAUGUGUUUCUGGUGCUCAAAGAGUUAAAGAAGAUACGCCAUCUGGUGAAGCAAUUGGACGCUCGAGCUUUGGAGGUAAACAAUGAGGAGGAAUUAGGAGUAUUGGAUCGGGGUGUACGUUGGUCGAAGAACAGUUUUCGUAUUUUUGCCGGCAUCUUUGUGUUUGGCACGUGUUUGAGUUGUUUGCGUGUGUAUUUAAGCAAAGAGAGGACAUUGUUGUAUCCUGCAUGGUUUGGCAUCGACUGGCGUCAAUCGGAUUCCGCCUAUGGGAUAAUAUUUGCAUAUCAGUUUCUCGGUUUGGUGGUACAAGCUCUGCAAGAUUGCGCUAAUGACUCAUACCCACCGGCAUUUCUUUGCCUCUUGACGGCUCACAUGCGUGUUCUGGAGCUGCGUAUUCGUCGCAUUGGCUAUGAAGGCCAUGGUAGUCGAGGUGAUGCGCAUGCCAAGCUUGUUGAGUGCAUCCAGGACUUUAUGCAAAUCCAUCGUUUGACCAAUAUUAUACAGCAGAUUCUUUCGGUAACGUGCAUGGUGCAAUUUGCUUGUUCCGCAGCCGUUCAGUGCACUGUGGCUAUGCAUUUCCUUUUCAUUUCCGGCUCCAAUGAUUUGUCGGCGAUGGCUCUGUCUCUAGUCUUCUUUGCUGCUGUCACCUUGGAGAUCUUCAUAUUUUGCUAUUUUGGCGAUGGACUGCAAGCUCAAAGCAUGGCCUUGCUAAAUGCUUUCUAUUCCUGCAAUUGGAUGGAACAGAGUCUGGAAUUUCGGCGGGAUUUGAUUAUUGUAAUGAUAAGAACCCAAAAGGUGUCUUACAUCUGCGCUGGCGGUUAUAUACCCCUCACGUUGGAGACAUUCGUUCAGGUUAUGCGAUUCACCUACUCAGCGUUCACUUUAUUAUUGAAAGCAGUGUAAGGAGCAAUA